This is a messenger RNA of Pogoniulus pusillus (Red-fronted tinkerbird), 828 nucleotides long. RefSeq names its product feather keratin 4-like. The record is from RefSeq and is a predicted model, not a curated record. Lineage: Eukaryota; Metazoa; Chordata; Aves; Piciformes; Lybiidae. Gene Ontology annotation, cellular component: intermediate filament. Gene Ontology annotation, molecular function: structural constituent of cytoskeleton. The transcript is spliced from 2 exons. The coding region runs from base 87 to 437 and encodes 116 amino acids.
UCCUCACUCAGCUCCAAGAAAAGGGUCUCUGGAAAUCUGUGAUCUUGAGCAAGCUGAGUGAACCUGAGUAUGACUCAGCUGCAGCCAUGUCCUGCUACGAGCGGUGUGCCCCCAGCUCCUGCGGGCCAACCCCCCUGGCCAACAGCUGCAGCGAGCCCUGCGUCAGGCAGUGCCAGGACUCCACCGUGGUCAUCCAGCCCUCGCCCGUGGUGGUGACGCUGCCAGGACCCAUCCUCAGCUCCUUCCCCCAGAACACCACCGUGGGCUCCUCAGCCUCUGCGGCCGUUGGCAGCGCUCUCAGCGCCGAGGGGGUGCCCAUCAGCUCCGGCAGCUCCCUGGGCCUGGGCAGCUUCGGGUACCCGGGGCUGGGCAGUGGGCACAGCCGCCCUGGCCGGCGCUACGCCUCCUACCGGGGGGGCUUCUAUGGACCCUGCUGAAGCCCCAGGAGCAGCGGGAGGAGAUGGUCAGGAACGCUGAGGCAUGACCCCACGCAGGACUGAGCUCAUGGCCGUGGCUUCCAGAGGUGAUGUUAGAUACCCACAGCUCCACCUGAAGCUGGGGGGGCAGUGGGAGCUUGGCACCUCCUGGAACCAGGCCUGUGCUUGUCUUCCAUUACCCUUUACCUUGUGUUCCUGGCCAGGCUGUUUGUCCUCUUCAGUAAGGUGUGGACGGGUUAGGAAUUGCCCUGCCCGCCCGGGCCAGCACAGCCCACUCCAUUGAGAGGGAAGACCUCAGCUUGCUGAGUGUGCCACCGUGAGUGGGUGAGUGGGCACCGUCCUCAGUGGGCCGUGAAAAUGUCUCUUUACCCUUUGUGUCGCUUCCUUUCGU